ACGAUCUUUGGUCGGCACACCGGAAGUGGGCAGCAGGUGCCACAGGAAGUCGGUGCAGGAGAAUUAAAAGAAGCUAACGGAAUUUGAAUACAAAAAGCCGCUGAAUAAUUCCAAGGACAGAAAAAUACCACAGAGUGUAAGAUGUUCGUCUAAUUUUCUGCGAGUAAUUCUGUUAUCGACUGGUCUAAGAAGUAGCUUCGUUGUUGCCUACUGUAAGGUUAGCGCUGGGGUGCUUAGGUUGUAAGCAGCUAGGCGGUUAGCGGUGUUAGCAUGGCUUUGUUAGCUGAAUGAGUGAAACUCUGCUGCUGAAAACGACGAUUUAACUGAUUAUUUGUGUAAUUUCUGCUUUAAAAUGGACCAGGAAUAAUGUUGAAAGACACUCUACAACUCUAUAUUUACUCGUGAGUGUGCAUCUUGUGCAGAGUAAGCUCACUGUAUAAUUUAAUGUCUGUUCUUGAUUUAUCAGUGGUAUCGAUAUUCAUAAAUAUUAAUACAUAAUUGUUCAAAUUAACCCAAUCUGAACAUAAUCACUAAAUAAGAAACGCUUCGUUUUACAAUUUUAAACAUCCUUAUUUCAACUCUGUCGAUAAAAGAACGCGAACAAUGUGUUCUUUGAAACAUAACGCAAAAUGUAAUUAAAAAAUACGACAAUUUAGGUAUUUUUCGCUUUUUACUAAUGUUACAGAACAUUCUGAGCAGGUUUUUAUAUGUUUUUUAAUACUUAAGGUGUUCUGGAAAAUUCGGCGCACUUAGAAGACAGUAUGACUCCGAUAAUGUAGAUUCUUUUACUGGUGUUAAGGUUAAUUUUGUAAAUUGUCGUAGAAGAUAAUUGAAAAACUGAAAACUAUCUUUAAAUCUUUAAUAAUUGAACACACAAAGAUAUGUAGGAUCAAACAAAGCUUUUCAUAAAAAACAGCAAACAGGAAGAAACUUUAUUUUCAAAUAUUACAAUCUAGUUUUUAAUGCUUUUUCAACAACACCAGACUCUUUUUUUCCCAGCAGGGUUUACUGUAGUUAAUUUAUAUUCUGGAUAUUUUGAUAAAUUUGUAGCACUUUUUUUACUCUUAGUGAUUAUAUACUACCUAAAAAUGUGAUUUUUUUUUUUUAACUAGUGCAGGGCUCCAGACUGCAUCCAAACGAACGCCUUUGCGACUAAAAUCCGAGACAGUGCGAGUAAAUUGCAUGUGUAACUAGUGAAUCUGCUGGUUUUUAUUUUAUUUUAUAUUUUUUGUUGCUUACAAAUUUAUGUACUACGGUGGCCAAGAACCGCCACUGCUGGACAUAAAGAAAUAGUGCAAAAAAAAAAAAAAGAAGACACGACGGAAGUUAACGACACAAAAAAAAGUGGUGGUGGGAAAAAAAAGAAAUAAUGAAGAUGAUGCCCCGGUGUUCUACGAUCUUUUACGAACUGAAGUUAACACUACACUGACAUCCUCCAGUUCAACUUCAUAUCAACUCAGGUGCUACAUGGUCUAACCACAUGACACAUUAAACGUUUACGAAGAGUAAUUAAACAAUAUCCUUUCCAUUGACUUCUUUUCUCGUCCUCUGGUCAGCGUCUUCUGUGCCUAGAUUGUAAAACACCAGUGCAUCAUCAUUAUUGGUCCCCAGCAGCUCACUUCCAUUGUGGCUUUUUUUUAUUUGCAUCCUUUUAUUUUCACAGUAAGUAACUUUUUAUCUUUUUGCAUCGCCACUUUUUUUUUUUGCAUUCUUUUUUUAUUUGCAGCAGUGGCGGUUCUCGGCCACCGUACUUAUGCUCCACACUUCAUCCCACUAGUUGGUGGUAAUGCAAAAAUGAACUGGUUUGCCAACCGACAUUAACUCAAAAAUAUAAGAAGAAAGGAGACGAAAACAGAAGAAAAAGAAGGCUGGCCAAUGUGAGAGCGGGGGGGGCGAAUGAUGACUGUUAUAGGCUAGGGGGUGGGUCUUUGGGGUUAUCCAUUGUAAACGAUGGCGGCGGAGAAGACUGUCAGUUAUUACUUUCUCCCCUGUAAAAAUAAUGUACCUGAGGAGACAAAUCUUAAGAAUGAGUCCGACUCAGAUUGUGAGGAAACGUUCGGAAAAAUCCAGGAAAUUCAGCUUUCGUCAUGAGUGGCUGCGUGAGGUAUUUCAGGGAGACGUAUUGUGAAGCUCUAUAACUGUCCACGAUUGUCCAAGAACAAGACUUCUUUAAAGGGGGAAUUUCACGUGUAAGAAGUGAUGCUUCGGAUUCAGAAAGAAAGUCCUGAGGAUUGACUCUGCUCAUCUCUCUGUUAUCCUCUCCAGCUAAAAUGAGCGCUGCAGUACCCAACCAUCGAAGGACCAAGCCGGGUGGUGAGGCUUUAUUAAUAAUGAGUGACUUUUGCAUGCAUUCUCGCUCCAUUAUGUGUCAUGUAUUUAAAUACUUAAAGCUUUAAAUAUAUUCAGUAUUUCUCAAACUUAAAGGCAUUAAAUAAUACCCAAUAAAUCAGGUCCUUUGAUUUAAUUGCAGGCAUUAAGCCGGGGGUGGUGAACGCCGGCGUGACUGGACCAUCCUCCCAGAUUCCCGGUCUGUCUCAGACUGCUGAUGAAAACACCAAAGUGGAGAGGGUCAGCGGACGGCGAGUGGGGAUAUUUGAGUCCGACUCUGAGUACGUCAAACUUGCAAAAGGCGGAGGACACAAAGGUAAAAGGGGGUGUCUUUGCAGAAGACUGUAGGUAACAGUUCUGCUUUUAGUAUUUGGUGAACGCUUUAAAUGCUACAAGUCUCUCCUUUCUCAUAUUUAGAUGAGAAAUCUGACGAACCUCCUUCUGUUCCUCAGAGUGAGGAGCGCACAAUAGACUGAAACAGUGGAAGUUACCACAUUUUGAGAAUAAAACAACAUCCCAGGGGAACCGUUUGAUGUUGACAACUCUUUGAAAUGCAAAUCUUGAACAAGUUUCCUCUCGGAUCUUGAAAAAGAGGAUCUUUCCAGUUUUUUUAGAGGCAGUGUGGGAAAACAUGACAAGCCCCCCUUUUGUUCUAAGAAAAGCAACAUCACCGGCUUCAGCUGUCGGGGGAAUAAAGUCGUUUCUGUUGCUGUACACACUUUUCUUUGGUACUGAAAAGUUCAAUUUCAAGCUCCAGUCAGCGUGAAUGAAUCCUCUGCAAUAAACGAGCUCGCCUGAUAUAAAACAUCUGAAAACAGAAGCAGUUACGCCUUAUUUAGUGAGCUGUAGCUCCUGCUUUUACCUUAAUUAGCUGUUUUUCUCUCCUCACAGAAGUUCACCAGACGCAUAACUUAUCAAUAAUUAUUGAACAAACAGCCAAAGUGCUCGUUGUUUUGAAGUAUUUACAGCCGGGAGCCUCUGUUGUCACUUUUGACAAAAAACGUCUUUCAUAAAUCACCAGGAGGACGUUUUUUUUUGGUAAUGGUACAGUAUGCAAAGGAUUUAAUGAAAACAGUCUCAGAACGGGACCGUAGUAAAAUUAAAUUGAAGUGAUAACUGAACAAUGUUAUAUCAAACACAGCAGGAUGAACAUGAAGAGAGUCUUUUGCAUUAACUGCAAUUCUUGAAUAUUGUAAAUAGAAGCUCCUGUUGAACACCCUUCUUCGUAUUCCUGCGAUGUUCGUCACGUCAGAGUAAAUAAAAGGAGCCUGCUGUGAUUUCUUGCAUAUGCCUCUUGAUUAUUAAUUCGUAGGACAGUAAUUGUAGAAGUCCCGGAGUUAAAUGGCCUGAAGGCAAAUAUCACAUUAUGUUAUUAGGGGUGAGAUGCUGCUGCUGAACAACGCUUCAUAGCAGCUCGCAGUGUUUUGACGCGCGUGUCUCCUUCUCCUGCAGGGCUGUUGAGUCAUGACGUUGAUGAGGAUGAUAAACCCAGGAAGCCGUACAAUCCGACCAACUGGUUCAGCGGCGAUGAGUCAAAGAGGUAAAAACACUGGUCACACAGGGACCAAACGUAGAAACAGAGACUCCUAGAUUUAAAUUACAGACAAUUAACACACGUUUAUUGUAAAUGGGUUAAAAAUAUAGAUGCUUGCAUGGGUGGAAAACAUUCAGAGCUCAUAUAAGUGGACUCUUCCAACAUCCGUCUGUGAACCGUGAACUGUGACAGAGGAUCCACACACUGUAUUCAUGAGACUUGCUGUGUGUGUAAUGUUAUGUGUCUUAACCAUCAGAAACCAAAGAAAUAAAGUCAGCAGGCUGAGAGCAGAAGGCUCAGGUGGUGUGUGUCAGUAAAGCAGAGGGAAACAGCGAGUCUAGAGUUUUCCUGUGUGCUCAGACUUGUUAGUUUUGUCAGCGUAGUGAAAAUUUCCCUUCCUGACAAAAAAAUCUCUUCCAGUUUUAAACCAGGCGACGGAAAACACAAAAUUUCUAAAUGAAAUCAAUAAAAGCAACAACCAAGUGAUCCAGCCUCAGUCAGAGGUUGUGUAAGUGGCCUGCAGUCAUUUCCUAUAUGUAUUCUAUUAUAUCACAGUGGUUUUGUAUUUUCAGCAAAGUGAUGUCUCCUGACAGCGAGAUGAAGAUGGGCUUUCAGCCUCUGGCUGCUCCUUUUGGCACUGAUAACGGUACAGCCUGGGAGACCGAUAGGUUCUCCCCCGGUAAAGAAAAGGUGAAUAAACUGGACUAGAGUCACCCUCCGGCAUCGAUACCGCGCUCAUCUCUUCCAUCCAUUUUGAUUAUUUAUUUUGCAUUUAUUCCACCAAGCUCCCUUUUUAUUUUUCACCUUAUUUUGCUCCAUCGCUGCAUUCACAGUCUGGUAAAAAUGGAUAUCCUGCUCGUGCUUUGGCUGUUUAAUAGCUUUGAGGGAAGAUUGCUCAAGUUUUAGGUAAGUACAGAGAGAGGACCCGACUAAACACAAAUCUGUGUAGUCUUCUUUUUGUCUUUCUAAAACUAGUUAGUACAUCAGGAUAGUAGAUCUUUUGUGCAGGUCAGUCAGAUAAGAGGUGUUAAAGUCCUUCUCAGAGCUGUAUGUUAGGUCAGUGUGGAAAUCUUAGGUUAUAAAAGUCUCAGAAAACCAGAUCAGCACUUUUUCUCCUUUAAAGGAUAAACUGAGAUGAUUCUGUUGUUUCUGGGUUUUGCUCAUGCUUCCUCCAAUCAUUCCCUGUUGCAUGACUUUUUUUUUCAUUGGUAAUUUUCUUCCAUCAUUUCAUUCUUAGUUCUGUUAAUUGCAUGUAUUUCGCUUCAUAAAAAUUCAGAUUCAUACGUUUGUAAUUAGUGAAAGCUGGUUUUAGUGGCUGCAGAGCUCACAGCGUCUCCUUCCCUCAGAUUUCCCCUGAUGGUGUCGCCGGUCAGAUGGAGGGUCUGUCUGUAGCCAACAAAUACAAGAGGAGGUAAAUAAACUGUGUUUUCUGUGUACUCAAACACAGACAGGUGAACUAUUGAGGGAAGAUGAAUCCCUUUUAUUACUCUUGGCUUGUGCUGCUAAGGUUCAGUCUGUCCAGAUCAAAGUGUCUUUUUUACUUACCUGAAGGUUUCUGUAGAAGAGGUGAUCCACCUAAGGCUCUUAAAUGAACAAUGAUACAGUUUAAGACAAGGAAACAGUGAAAUGUCCCUUUUCAGGGGCUGUAAAGGUCAGAUAUGUCGUUGUUUCAUGAAGUAAAAGCCUGUGAUGGUUAAUGCUUGAAUGUUGAGUAGUGAUUGUGCUGCGUGUGGUCUCCUCAGGUCUUACGAUAAGAAGACCACUCCAGUCAGCAUGUCCAAACUGCUGAGUCAUGGCUACGUUGAGGACAAGAAGAAGUCUCCCAACGAUGAUGAUACCUCAAGUAAGAGACUCUUUCAAACAAAGGUAGAGGGACGCCCUCCCCCCUGCUCAAACAUACUCAGGUUGAUGGUUCUGAGACGCACCAGAGUGACCCAUGAACAGAUUUGUGUUCAAACCCGCUCUGCUGUUUCUCUUUUCAGGUGUGACUUCUGAACAGACCAGCACCAUCAUGACGGAGGACGUGGACGACCUGGAGUAGAGCGCCGAGGUCCUUGUCCAAAGGGAAAGGGGGUCCACCUAACACUGGUUCAUGGUUUCACAAACCCACGACCACGCCACUCCGCCCUUCUCCAAAUUCACUCACAUUAAUUGUAUAUCCACUGACUGUUCAGUUUUGUACUCAUGUUUAUGCAAAGGUACUGUUCUGGCUAUUAUUUAUUUGCUUUAAUUUGUAAAGACAGUUCACACAGAUUCUGUUGAGUAGAUGUGUCAGUGCUCGGUGAUUCUUUAUUUCUCAAUUCCUCGAUUUGAAAGACGAAUUGUGCGCAGGGCAGGAAGCUAACAUUCAGAUCCAGAGAGGCGGGUUUAGUCUGAUUUUUGACCUCAGAGGAUGCUUCAGAGAUUCACUUCAGCUAAAUCUGUGUGGAGGCUGGUGUUAGUUUCCCUCCCUGGUUGUAUGAAGAUCGAGUUUGUGAGUUUUCAAACUAUUAGUGCUAAAGAAACGUGGUUAAAGUGAUGUGAGUUAUGAUUUCUGUUGACCAAGGGCUCCUGCUCUGUGAAGAGAUGUUGGUGGCUUGUGUGUUUUCAGCUGCAGAGGUUUGAACGAUCAUUCGUAGAGACAGCCACCCGGCAGCUGGGACCACAUGCCAAAGUGCAAACAGACGGCCACAGACAGCGCGGUUUUGUUUGGGCCAAAGGGGCCAAAAAAUGAUGUUUCAGUUUGCUGCUCUGCAGAAGGUUGGCCUUUUCUCAUUUCGCUGUUUUUUAGUCUCCAAUUUCCUGAAACAACAAAAUUAACCCAGUGUUCAAUCAGAAUUUGACUUUGCAGCUCCAAUAAUAUCAGAAUAUUGCUGAUGGUUAAUUAAAUCUGUGUCUGUCCUGCCUAACAGCCCAAAACUCGAGCAGCGACAGGUAAAGUGGUUGGAGAAGGAGCCGCCUUCUGCAGAGAUUCAAGCUGAAACUGAAAUCCGGUGUCAUUCCCUGUCAAGACUAACACAGACAGAUAUGAGUUCUGAACAUGCCAACCAAGCAGUAUGUCCCUGCUCGUGCAGUGUUUUUGACUUUAGAGACAGAAGUAGGAGAUCGUAGUGUUAGUGCACAGCCCGCCCACGCCAACAAAACCUCCACCUCCUGAGAACUUCACUUUUUAGAUUAGAUUUCUGCAGCGACAUUUUUCAAAACUUCAAUCCAGAGGUGAAACUGUAAUUUUACUAUCAAAGACAAGAAUCCGACAAAAAUGAUCAAAUAAUUGUUAGUGUCUUUUUGUUCAGUGCAAACACUAAAGAAAGUGAGUCAGUACCAGCUGUACAAGUGUUGUUAACAACCUCAACUCGUGAAGAAAAGUGUCAGAAAUGAAGGAGAUGAGUCAAAGAGACGACAUGUCAUCAGCUCAGAGGACCAGAGUCUGGAUAAGGCUUCACUGAGUCACCAAAAAGCUUCACCUGGACCCCCUCAGACCUCCUCACAGAGGGUCUGCACCUCUACCUAAGUCUUCAAAACCAAGUCCUCUCAGCUCAGCUUUUCUGGGUUUCUUGUUACUUUGACUCUGAGUGUAACUGCAGGUGAUAUUAAUGAGACUUUACAGAGUCUGGCUGCUGCUGUGGCUUCAUUCUGGCUUCACUCACUUUGUUUCUGUAGGAAGUUGAAUUUUUCAGACAUUUAUUAUUUUCAGCACCUCUCUCUGUCUCUCUCUCUCUCUCUCUCUCUCUCAGUGGGUCUUAUUUUUUGUUGUUGGAUGGAGGAGUGAGGAAACAAACUGGUCAGACUGGUGAGUUUGGAAGCCAGAUUUUAACGCCUUUUUUUUUUUUUGUUUGCUCUGUGAAUUUCAACACUUAGUCAAGUUUGGAUUUUGGCCUCACUUCACCCAAACUCCUGCAGACCAAACAAAUGAGUCCUCUCCUCUUCUUCUUCUUCUUCUUCUUCUUGCUGGUGUGGUUGCAGGAUAGAUUUGCCUGUCAGGAUACCUCCAAAAUAAGUAAUGGAUUUCUUUGAGGCGUGAUGGACAGCUGAGCCUUGACUCAUUUUAACGGUUAUUAUUCUCUCAGCGUAACUGCGAACCUGACGGUGACAGUCAAAUCCAAAUCCUACAGGGACAUUUGUCAGGUGGAGAAAAUGCUCUUAAAAUGAAAAAGGAUGGGGAUGAUUUAUUUGGGUAUAACAGCCAGAUUAACGCUCGGAGUCUGUCCCAGUAAAUCCCCCAAAUUCAUCACCUCCGUCUCAAAAUGAAGCUGCAGAAACAGACUCUCAUUUGGAAACUCUCACAGGAGACGUGUCACCAUCAACUUUACCGGAUUAGGGUUGUCAUUGUUUUUCCGGCGCAGUAUUCGAUGCAUAGUUUCUCUUAAUGAUGUGGUGUUAACGGAGGUGUUUUCCUGUGUUUGGUGACUCUGGAUUUAGUUUUGCGGUCAUGGCGAAUGUAUCAAACAGGUACAUAUUCAGGUUCAGUAUUUACAGUUAGGAACGGUGUUUUUGUCUGUUUUCCAAGUGAGUUUGUGUCAUAAGUCUUAAGCUCCGCCCUGAAGUCGACCACCCUUCCUUUUUUUUUGCUUUUUCAUCCGCUAAGUUUGAAGAGACUGAUGUAAGACCCUGCUUCUCUUGACGGCUGCACACAAAAGCUGAAUUAUCAUUUCAAUAAAUGGGCAUGUGCAUGUAACUGUG
This is a messenger RNA of Xyrichtys novacula (pearly razorfish), 8521 nucleotides long. The record is from the annotation of a GenBank genome assembly. Lineage: Eukaryota; Metazoa; Chordata; Actinopteri; Labriformes; Labridae.